CUUUGCAGUCGGGCUGGGAGAGGCAGGGACGCAGGUAGGACAACCAGCCCUGGGCUUCCUCCCAGCCCUGGGCCGCCUCGGCUGGGAUCCCCUGGGCUGCAUCAUUGGCAUGCAGCGCCCGGCAGGACUGCAUCACUGCUAGAGCUGAUGCCGGCACAGAGCCUGGUGCACCGCACACCGCGUUGCGCUGCACCGCCGGCAACUUGGGGCGCCCCAGUACCUGGAUGCAGUCGCAGCGGGAUGAUCGGCUUGGCUUGCAGAGCAUUUACUUCUAAUCUCCGGCUUGUGACAUCCUAGCGGAAAGGGACAACGCUUCCAGGAGCUGCUCCACGGGCUAGAAAGAAGGGAAAUGGCUGGUGAAGAGCUAUGAUGAAGUAUUUCCUAGUUCUGGAGAUGACCUUCAGCACCACAAUGAAUCAGGAUAAACCUGUCAAAUCCCUCUAGCUCCCUGGCUGUGCAAUUUGCUGCUCCCUUGCUGUUCACCAGACAGCAGCUCUUCCCACCCAAAGCACAGAAGAAGCCAGCAAGUCACAAAUGACAGCUGAAAAGUGAAGCAUUAUCAAAAGCUGUGUGAGACUGUCAAAGGGAAUCUUUAUAUAGUAAUUCUUCCUCUGAGCCUGGAAAGCUGUAUCCCAGCAGUUCCAGAGAAGCAGAGAGAAGAGAUGUUCAAGUAACCAACAGUAGAAACUGCACGGAUCAAUACAUAUAUUAGAGCAGCCACAGGAAGAGAUCUACAGCAUUUAGAACUCUCCAUUCAGGAUGGAUGAUGGAUAUAGAAACACAAACCUCUAUCAAGGGGGCAGAGGGGGAAACCAAGAUGACUACAGGUACCAGGAUGGUAACUACGAAGGGUACACACCCAACGAUGGCUACUACCGAGGCGGGGAUGAACCCCCUCAGGAAGAGGAUGCCCAGAGUGAUGUCACAGAAGGCCACGAUGAAGAUGAUGAGGUCUAUGAGGGGGAGUACCAAGGGAUCCCACACCCAGAUGACAUUAAAGAAAAGCAGAAGAAGCGAGCUCCUGCUGUGGAUGAUGACUACAGAGACCGUGCUGACCUCAUGGCAGAGAGGAUGGAGGACGAGGAGCAGCUUGCCCACCAGUACGAGAACAUCAUUGAGGAGUGUGGCCACGGACGCUUCCAGUGGACUCUCUUCUUCGUUUUAGGCUUGGCACUGAUGGCAGACGGGGUGGAGGUGUUUGUUGUUGGAUUUGUUCUUCCCAGUGCCGAGAAGGAUAUGUGCUUGUCCAGCUCGAACAAGGGGAUGCUAGGCUUGAUAGUCUACCUAGGGAUGAUGGUGGGAGCUGUUCUGCUGGGUGGCCUCGCUGAUAAACUGGGAAGAAAGAAAUGCCUCAUGAUAUCACUUGCAAUCAAUGCUGCCUUUGCACUCCUCUCCUCCUUUGUCCAGGGAUACGGAUUCUUCCUCUUCUGCCGCCUUAUCUCAGGCCUCGGUAUUGGGGGAUCCCUCCCCAUUGUGUUUGCCUAUUUCUCUGAAUUCCUGUCUCGUGAGAAGAGAGGAGAACACUUGAGUUGGCUCUGCAUGUUCUGGAUGAUGGGUGGCAUUUUUGCCUCAGCGAUGGCUUGGAGCAUCAUCCCACAUUAUGGCUGGGGGUUCAGUAUGGGAACCAAGUACCACUUCCACAGCUGGAGAGUCUUUGUACUUGUCUGUGCUCUGCCCUGUAUCGCCUCCCUGGUGGCACUGAAGUUCAUGCCUGAAAGCCCAAGGUUUUUGCUGGAGAUAGGUAAACAUGAUGAAGCCUGGAUGAUCCUCAAGCAAGUUCAUGACACCAACAUGCGGGCUAAGGGCGAGCCAGAGAAGGUGUUUACGGUUUCCUAUAUCAAAACUCCAAAGCAAGUAGAUGAAUUUAUUGAAAUCCAGAGCUCCACAGGGACCUGGUACCAGCGCUGGCUGGUCAGAAUCACGACUACUCUCAAACAGGUCUGGGACAACGUGCUAUAUUGUUUAACAGCCCAGUACAGGAUGAACACACUGAUGCUGGCUGUGGUUUGGUUUACAAUGGCCUUAAGUUACUAUGGCCUUAUUGUCUGGUUCCCUGACAUGAUCCGCUAUUUCCAAGACGAGGCAUAUGAGUCCCGAGUGAAGAUCUUCGACGAGGAAGAAGUGUCCCACUUCACCUUUAAUUUCACCCUGGAAAACCAGAUCCACAGAAAUGGGGAGUACAGAAAUGAUAAAUUCAUUGGCAUGAAAUUCAAGGAAGUGAGGUUUGAGGAUUCGUUGUUUGAGGAAUGCUACUUUGAGGAUGUGACAUCCACUGAGACCUUCUUUGAAAACUGCACCAUCAUCUCCACUGUCUUCUAUAACACUGAUCUCUACGAACACAAAUUCAUCAACUGCAGGCUCAUCAACAGUACAUUUAUGAAGGAGAAAGAAGGCUGUCACUUGGACUUUGAGGAGGACAAUGAUUUCCUGAUCUACCUGGUCAGCUUCCUAGGCAGCCUGUCUGUGCUGCCAGGCAACAUCAUCUCAGCAUUACUCAUGGACAAGAUAGGGAGAAUAAAGAUGAUUGGUGGCUCCAUGUUGAUCUCAGCAGUGUGUUGCUUCUUCCUCUUCUUUGGCAACAGCGAGUCGGCAAUGAUCGGCUGGCAGUGCCUCUUCUGCGGGGCCAGCAUCGCCGCCUGGAACGCCCUGGACGUGAUCACCGUGGAGCUCUACCCCACUGACAAAAGGGCAACAGCCUUUGGCAUCCUCAAUGGGCUUUGCAAGUUUGGUGCCAUCCUGGGGAACUCAAUCUUUGCCUCCUUCGUAGGGAUAACCAAGGUGGUUCCCAUCCUUCUGGCUUCCUCUGCUCUGGUCGGCGGUGGCCUGCUCGCUUUGCGCCUGCCAGAGACUCGAGAACAGGUCCUGAUGUGAGCAGCUGAGGCCAGGGGCAUCAGGGGGUGCAGACAGAAGAACAAAUAAGAGCCAUUUUUGGAGAAAUCAAAAUGUCCAUUUCUACACUGUUGUGUCAAUACCUCAAGGGAAGAGGACAGAGGGAAAGAAGACCCCAAAGGGAUAAAACUUCAACCACUAGUUUCUGAUCCUUUUACAGCCACAACUGGUGCAUGCAGCUACCACACACCCCUUGCAGAGCUUGGGUUUAACCUUGCCUACACUGGGAGUCUACCUUUUCCCUCUCCAUCCUGGUGCAGCAACACAGGACGUGGACAGCAGCUUGUGCAUGUGUGUGCCUGUGUGGGUGUGAGCGUGUCCAGCAGGACAGCAGAUCCUGACCCCCUUAUGCCUUUGCUGAGCUGUGAGAUACCUCCUGCCUUGCCCAGCGCUCCUUGGCAGUUCCUACCAGCUGUGCUCAGACACGAGGGGCAGCCGAAGGGGAGGCAGGUAACAAAACUACUGUAGCUGAGCUCCAGCAAAAGGGACAAGAGCUACAAAUGACCCUGGCUGGCUUGAUUUUUGAGGUGAACCAACUGAAAGAGUGACAGAGCUCUGAUUCCUGAAGGAUAUGAGGGUGGCUGCUUGGCACUCUCAGAAGAAUUGGCGUCUCAAAGCCCUUUACUGUCUUUACAUGGGCAUAGAGAAUGAAUAGGCACCUUCUUGGUCUGGGAGAGAAAUAAAUAGAUAUAAAUAUACAUAUAUAUAUAUAUGUAUUUACACAUAAAUUUACAGAUAUUGAAGUGAUCAGCUACUGAAAUGUAUGAUUUCUAGUAUCUGCACCCUCAAGAAGAUCUUAAGAGGGACACUUAAAUCUUGUUCCACUAACUCAAGAUUAACUGGAGUCACGACCAGUUCAGCAACACUUCCUCCUUUAUGUCCAGACACGAAAUAUUGCAAUGCAUUGAUGGUGGGGAAUAUAGAUUUCUAUGAUGGUGAUGAAGACUAUUUUUUUUCCUGCAGCUUUCACAGAGGAGAGAUUCCAAUGAUAUUGCAGCACUCCACAAACCAAAUGUGUACAUAUUAUCCAGUGUAAAUAGGAGACUUCUUUUUUUCCCCCACUACCCCCUUGGUCUGAUACCUAGAGUAUGGUAACUGUGAUUUUACCAGCAUUUUAGCCAUAUGAUUUAAGGACUAUGAUGCUUCUUAUCUACUUGGGUCUCACUGAAGCACUGUAAGCACAGUUACUCAAAGCCAUUUAACUUGGGGCGCAGGGAAUGCCCACAGCAAGCUUUCAGCUCUACAGAACACAACGUUCUCCAGGAGGGGGCACAGUUCAGUUUGAUCUCCUGUCAAAACCAUCCUUGACAUUCACGUGCCCUUUGGGGUUUUUUCAGCAUAUGACUUAAAAGUCUUGGUGCACCUAGGAAAUGAGGGAGUUGUGUAUUUUUCUGAUAUAUCUUCUCAGGAAGCAUGGAAUGAAACACACACAGGCAAAUAACACCCUGAUGCUCUCAAGUGGCUAGGUAGCGAUAACUGGGACCCUUCCCACAAGCUCAGCCAUAGACAAGAACUGAUCAGGAACCAUCACAUCAUGCAGCAGAUCUGUCCCAGUAGGAUAUCUUGUGACAUAAACAAUGAUUUUGUAUGUGCUCUUUGGGGUUUUUUUUGCUGGCUUUGCUUUGGUUUUCCUCUCUUUUUUGGUUGUUUCUUGGUUUGGGUUUGUUUGUUUCUUGGGUUUGUUUGGUUUGUUUCUUGGUUUGGGUUGGUUUGUUUCUUGGGUUUGUUUGGUUUGUUUCUUGGUUUCGGUUGGUUUGUUUCUUGGGUUUGUUUUGUUUGUCUGUUUCUUGGGUUGGUUUGUUUCUUGGGUUGGUUUUGUUUGUCUGUUUCUUGGUUUGGUUUGAUUUGUUUCUUGGGUUUGUUUUGUUUGUCUGUUUCUUGGUUUGGUUUUGU
Messenger RNA from Dryobates pubescens (Downy woodpecker), 4782 nucleotides. It is a transcript of the gene SV2B, whose product is annotated as synaptic vesicle glycoprotein 2B. The record is from RefSeq and is a predicted model, not a curated record. Gene Ontology annotation, cellular component: membrane. Gene Ontology annotation, molecular function: transmembrane transporter activity. The coding region runs from base 760 to 2871 and encodes 703 amino acids. Gene Ontology annotation, biological process: chemical synaptic transmission; transmembrane transport. The transcript has 14 exons. NCBI's taxonomy places the organism in Eukaryota, Metazoa, Chordata, Aves, Piciformes, Picidae.